UUUCUCCCGUAGAAUUUCCCGCUAGGGAAUCACGUUGACGUCAAGAUGGCGCUCUUCUUCGAGCAAGCUGUCAAAACUGCUCUGCAAAAUUACUCAAAGUCCGUUGCAAAGCCUCUUCACUAUGGGACUGCCGGAAUUCGAGACAAAGGAGAAAUCUUGGGAUCGUGCAUGUUUCGCAUGGGUAUUCUUGCUGCAUUGCGCUCAAAAUACAAAAAAGCCGUGGUUGGCGUCAUGAUCACCGCAUCCCACAAUCCGGAAGAUGACAAUGGAAUCAAGCUUAUUGAUCCAAUGGGUGAAAUGAUGGAAACCGACUGGGAAAUAUUGGCAACCGAGCUGGCCAAUGCUCCGGAUAGCUCGUUGGAAUCUGUGCUGGAUCGAAUAGUGGCAGCAACAAACAUCAACCUUCAGGAACCCUCUAAUGUAUGCCUAGCUAAUGACACACGAGCGAGCAGUCCUGGGCUAGCGCAGGCUGUCAGUGACGGUGUCAAGUGCGUUGGUGGAGUCGUCAAGGCAUUUGGCCAUCUGACCACACCCCAACUGCACUAUAUUGUACGCUGCAGCAAUGACCCAAGCUAUGGGGAGCCCACAGAAGAAGGUUACUUUAAGAAGCUAACAAAGGCCUUUAUGCAGAUUAGAGCGAAUGGCUCGGCUGUACGCAACUACGUCCCCUUCAUUCGUCUUGAUGGUGCCAAUGGAGUGGGAGCUAUGAAGAUGAAAACGCUGCUGCCUUACUUGGGAGGUCUUCUGAAGAUAGAGACAUACAAUGAUGGCUCGGAAGGCCGGUUAAACCACAUGUGUGGUGCAGAUUUUGUGAAAAUAUAUCAGAAAGCUCCCGAAGGAAUUCCACUUGAUGUUGGAGUGAGGUGCGUUUCAUUUGAUGGUGAUGCUGACCGAGUCAUUUAUUUUUAUCAUGAUGAAAACCUCGUCUUCCAUCUUCUCGAUGGCGACAAGAUUGCCACUCUGGUGGCCAGCUACUUGAAGGAAUUGCUUGAUGCAGCAAUGCUGUCCUUGAAUAUGGUCAUUGUUCAGACAGCCUAUGCCAAUGGAAGCUCAACAAACUACAUCACUAAUGUGUUGAAGGUACCUGUAAAAUGUGUACCCACAGGAAUUAAGCAUUUGCACCGGGAGGCCCAGAAGGCAGAUAUUGGAAUCUACUUUGAGGCCAAUGGUCAUGGCACUGUCCUCUUUAGUGAGAAGGCACAACAGGCCAUCCAAGACUUGGCCAACGAUAGCAACCAAUAUGUUGAGAGGCAACAGGCUGCCAAGAAGCUUUUGUACACGAUAGACCUCAUAAAUCAGACUGUAGGCGAUGCCAUCUCAGACAUGCUACUAGUGGAGACAGUUCUUCAUGCCAAAGGCAUCUGUGCCCCUGAAUGGAACUCCUUUUACACGGAACUUCCAAACAGGCAACUCAAAGUUCAUGUAGCAAAUCGGAACGUAAUUACAACCACCAAUGCAGAGCGCCGGUGCCUCUCUCCAAGUGACUUGCAGCCUGCAAUCGACCAAUUAGUUCAGAGCUAUCACAAUGGAAGGGCCUUUGUCAGGCCAUCUGGAACUGAAGAUAUUAUCCGUGUUUAUGCAGAGGCUAGCACUCAGGAUGCAGCCAACAAGCUUGCCUAUGAAGUUGGCAUGAAGGUUUAUGAACUUGCUGGUGGUAUUGGUGAAAAGCCCAAGCUGUUGGUCUGAAGUGUGACUGCUGGGGCCUCUGAAUUCAAAGGGACCCACCCUGGAUGUCUGAGGCCAUGCUGACAACAGUACUCCAGCCAAACUCACCUUUUCUACGAUUGUAAAUGUUACACUUCUGGCAGAAAUUAUGAAGGAGGCAAAAUUUUUAGAUAAGGGUGAGAAAACUGUUUUUUUAACGGCACAGUGUGGUCUGUCCCAGACAUUUACUACCUUAUCAUUUCCUGGUGCUGUGCUGUUCCUGCAUGGGCUUGUGAGAACAGAAAGUCCUCCAGAUGCAGGUAGGCUUGGUUUGAGAGGGUUCGUUCUGUGGCUUGUACAAGUCUUUGUCCCCAAGGGACCAUGGAUCAAGUUUCUGUUUCUGUGUGCUUGCCAGAAGCAUGUCAUGAGAUCAGCCAUGUUAUUGGAACCAUCUCUCAUCCUGCUCUAAGCUUCCACUCAGCAUUUCAAGUUGAUGGCAUUUUGCUGGUGGCUUUUGUGAUAAUCAACUGUUCUGGAUGUUUCUGAGCUGGUGUGCUGCCACAGCAUAAGUAAGUUUGCAUGUGUGAGCAUGUCCUUUAUGAAAUGUGCUACAACAUUCCCAAAAGUUAUCACCUCUACUAGGUACUUAUAGGAAAAGAACUACACUAGCUUUGGAGGUGGACGUGUAUAGUUGUUGGCACCAUUGAUGAGGCAAUACAUGAGCCCCACUUGUGUUUUGUGCACUGUGGAUGUGACCUUUCGUUGCCCUUGUGCCAGCAGCUUGUGCACUCUUCGUCCCUGUGACUUUGCUUUUCUGUUCAUCCAGUAAUAGGUGCUCUUAGCUUAAACUGGUUGCUUGGUACAUUCUGGUACCAAACAACAAGUUACGUUGUAUUGCAGGUAGGUGAGUAGAUUUUACACCGUGUACUUAAUGUAACUGUUAAUUUGCUCUGCAGCCUUGUUGGGCAAAUCUGUUGCACGUCUCUUUUAUACUUUUAUCAUGACAUAAAUUUACCUGCCUAAAUGAAAGGCAGGUCCUCCUUCCUUGGCAUAGCACAAUCUUGUCAUUUUUACUCUGAGUGCUGUAUUUGCUGAAUGCCAGUCAAGCUUGUUCUUACCUCCAGCUGUACCUCUUUGAAAGCAUAGAUAUUACAUGUAUAGGUAGGCAGCUGCAAGCACUGGAUGUUUCCAAGAACUAUGUAGCAGAUUGUAAAUGUGCUGGUACUAAGGUUGUACAUGUCGUCAUUCCGACUGAUAGUUGCGUACGAUGCGAUCUUGCUUGGUUGUAUUUCUUGCUUUGCUGUGUUUGUUUAAUUUGGCAUUAACUGUCGACUUUCGUCGGUUGUUUCAUUCGAAGUGCACUACCUAUCUUCCGUGUUAAACUUAUCAAUACUUCAGGAAUGCAAGUGCACAAGUGUCUACUGCCUUCACAUUGUCUCUGUCAGGGCAGAUUUCUGUGUUUUUUACACUUUACAUUCCUAGAGUCUGUUCUGUCUACAAACUUCUGAUGAGCUUUGUAGCAAUUUGGGCCUCUUGCAAGUCUUCUACUUUAUGAUACCAGUAUUCGAGAAAGCCUCUUCUUCCUACCGCACACGAAUGCUUAAGAAGUACACUGCAGGUUGCAGAAGGUCUGGAAGAGAAGAUUGGUUUGAAUCCUGUUGUCAUUUACAUGCUGCUAGUAUUAAGCAUACCUCUAUGCAGAAGUUCUGGAUAGGUCCUAUCGCAAGUUUGUUACAAGGUCAUUGCGCUAACUAGGUGCAUGUCAGGAUCGCCUGACUUGCAAGUAAAAGGGAGGAGUUUGUCUGUAGUGGUAGGCUGGAAUUGUAGCACUCUUAGCACUCCAUAUAGCUGGGUGCUCUUUUUAAAUAUUAUAUUUGUUCCUAAUUUAUUAGAAAUUUAGAUUUUACUUAGCAACUAAGGUUUUUUUUUUUAGUCAAGUGUUGAAGGAAGCUGUGGGGGGACACUUGGGCAAGGGGCAAGCAGUUUAACUCUUUUAGUGUAGAAUAAAUAAUGAGCCACAAUUUUCGACAUAACAUGCUCAGAAACACAAGCUUAGGCAGAAUGACCGAUAGCUUGAUAGAGGGCCAGAUUGUGUAUGAAAAGUUUUAUUGCGCUACAGUUUGAAACGCACCCAGAGGGGCAAAACUUGGCUAGUGACAGCAUGAAAUUAAGAGAGAGAUGUGGGAAAUUAGAACAUGUGGCAUGCAUGAGAUUGGUGCAUGAUGGAUGAGUGGAUGCUUAAUUAAGGGUUCGGUAGUGAUUAUUUUUUUUAAAUGUGAGGGCGCUAUGAAUAUUAUUUUUCAUUUUCAUGACAAGGACGUCUAGCUUUUUGCAGUAGAAGCAUACAAACAGAUAAACAUACGAGUGUCUGCAGCACAGUCUUCAGUGACUUCUUCAGUGACUAGAAAAAAUUUUCAUUGUGUUUUGCUUUUGUCAUCACAUAAAAGCAAGAAAAAACUGCAGGCUUGAGCAUGUUGUAAGAUUUCUUGCAGCGAAGUGGAGUGAAACAAGUUUAUGGAGGUGUGUCUCGGUACUUAAUGAUGUGCAGCAGCAUACUUUGUCUUGUGUGUUGCAAGUGUAUGCAUAUGUACCUUACUGUGCUGAAAACAAUGCAUCUCUAUGCAUUUUCAGGAGUAGCAUUUCAAUUGACAAUCCAUGAGACCUUAAAGUAUGUAGUAACCGCCACUUUUAAUUAAUUAAACAAGGUUUUUUUUCUUUCUCAAUUUAUAUUGUCAUAAUGCCAUUUCCAGCACAAUAGGCAUAAAGGAAGCAUGCCAACUCUAAUAAAUUCUACAUGCACGCUUUUACCCUUUAAAAAAAAAAUAUCUUAUCCACUGGUUCCAUUCACAUGUAUUGUGAUUUGAGGCCGUCCUUACUUGUGCACACAUUUCAUACAGUAUUUCCAAUGAAGUGAAUUUUGAAUGAAGUGCCACAGUUCAUUUUUGUAGGCUUGGGCAGUCUUGGUUCAGUUACUUUCAAAACUUCUUGAUUUUUAUUCAUAAAUGGGACAUUUCUUAGACUUUUGUCAUGCUUUGGAAAUAUACAGCAGGUGUGUUUGUUUAUUAUCUUUUUUGUUUCAAAUGAGUCACCUUUGGCGAAUAAGAAGAGUUGUAUAUGUAUACAUGUAUAUAUAUAUAUAUAUGAAAUAUAUAAUAUAUAUAUUUAAUGGGUAGGUUGUUGAAGCAGAUACUUAAGAGUUGUAUUGGUCUAUUUUCUCCUAUAUCCUUUUCCUGUGAUAAUGCUUUGGGGUGGCUCUUAACAGACCUCACUUGUGCCAACUUUGUUUUUUGUGUUUGCUUGUGGAGCUGCUGGAACUGUUAUUACCCUAGUUUUUUUAUGGCAUAUUUCACAUUCAUGGACUGUAUUUCAUGGCUGUAGAACUCUUUGGUCAUAGCACUUGUGACUACUGCCGAAACAGAACGCCAAUUUAGCCAAAAUUUUGCGGAACUGUAUAGUUGCACCACUUUCGUGGAGACAGGCUAAUGGGCACUUCUGAUGAUUUGUACCGGAGCUGCGUAUGCAAAGAUGUUCAUGUUUGCCAGGAAUCCAUGCAUCUGCUAUUUGAAACUCUGGUAGUGUUUCUGGAUUUUUUGUGUGUCAUCACAACUAGGUAUGAUUCAAGAGCAGUUUAGUGAUAAUGUUCUAGCAGUGGGUUUCAUUCUCAGGGCUAGUAGGGAGCAAAUCUGUAUUGGAACUUGUAUGUCAGUUUUGUUUGAAAUGCCUACUGUGAGUUUCUUUUCUCAGUGGCAUGGUAGGCUAGUUGGAAUCUUUUUUCAUGCUGCUAGCAUGCAUGAACAUGUGACAUGAGCAGGAGAGCAAAAACCAACUGCUGCAAGUGACUAAGCUCCUGUACUGAGCUUCCAGCAGACUUUUUUUUUGUGUUUGUGUAUGGGUGCAGUUUUAAAAAGAAUGCCAAGACAUUUUUAUUUGCAGGUUUGAAAUCCCUUGGGUCUAAUUGCAAUGUGGUGAUUGUUUCUGCAUGGUUUGGCGAAGGCGUUACAUAGUGUUUAUUUUACAUGGCGCACAGUUUAGCCUGUUAUAAGUGACUUGUCAUUCGUUAUUGCCACAUUUUUUUCUAGCUCUGUUAUGUCUUAUAUACAUUUUGAUUUAUUAAUAAACAUUUUUAUUGCAGUUUU
Rhipicephalus sanguineus (brown dog tick) is the source of this 5780-nucleotide messenger RNA. RefSeq names its product phosphoacetylglucosamine mutase (gene nst). Gene Ontology annotation, biological process: UDP-N-acetylglucosamine biosynthetic process; carbohydrate metabolic process. The coding region runs from base 46 to 1686 and encodes 546 amino acids. Gene Ontology annotation, molecular function: phosphoacetylglucosamine mutase activity; magnesium ion binding. The transcript has 16 exons. NCBI's taxonomy places the organism in Eukaryota, Metazoa, Arthropoda, Arachnida, Ixodida, Ixodidae. The record is from RefSeq and is a predicted model, not a curated record.